UGUUGGCCAGCACCUCCUCCUGCACCCGGACGGUGGGCAGCCCAGAGUAAGGCCUGGUAAACGGAGGCCGUGGAUUCUGCUGGGGUCCAGGAGCUGCUGAGCAGGGGUCUGGAGCCCUGAGGUCCAGGCUCCCCAGAGACCAGGCUCCCCUAUACACACAACACACACACACACACCCCACACCAAUGAUGGCUGUCCCCUCAGAGUCGCCUGCUGCUCUUCGUGCUGUGCUCCUUGGUCUUCUCCGCCGUCUACAUCCUGAUGUGCGGCUGGGCUGGCCUGCCCCUCUGCCUGACCAACUGCCUGGAGCCCCGCCUCCCCACCAGCUCCAGGCCCACCGUGCCCGGACCCCUGCACUUCAGUGGCUAUAGCAGCGUGCCAGAUGGGAAGCCGCUGGUCCGAGAACUGUGCCGCAGCUGUGCCCUGGUGUCCAGCUCCGGCCAGAUGCUGGGCUCGGGCCUGGGCGCCGAGAUCGACGGAGCUGAGUGCGUGCUGCGCAUGAACCAGGCGCCCACGGUGGGCUUCGAGGCGGACGUGGGCCAGCGCAGCACCCUGCGGGUAGUCUCGCACACGAGUGUCCCCCUGCUGCUGCGCAACUACUCCCACUACUUCCAGCAGGCGCGGGACACGCUCUACGUGGUGUGGGGCCAGGGCAGGCACAUGGACCGCGCGCUGGGCGGCCGCACCUAUCGCACGCUGCUGCAGCUCACCCAGAUGUACCCGGGCCUGCAGGUGUACACCUUCACGGAGCGCAUGAUGGCCUACUGCGACCAGGUCUUCCAAGAUGAGACCGGCAAGAACCGGAGGCAGUCCGGUUCCUUCCUCAGCACCGGCUGGUUCACCAUGAUCCUGGCCCUGGAACUGUGUGAGGAGAUUGUGGUCUAUGGAAUGGUCAGCGACAGCUACUGCAGGGAGGAGCGCCGCGGCGCCUCUGUGCCUUACCACUACUUCGAGAAGGGCCGCUUGGACGAGUGCCAGAUGUACCUGGCGCACGAGCGGGCGCCCCGCAGCGCGCACCGCUUCAUCACCGAGAAGGCCGUCUUCUCCCGCUGGGCGAAGAAGAGGCCUAUUGUGUUCGCUCACCCGUCCUGGCGGGCUCAGUAGCCCCGCUGGCCGCCAUGCCUUCUGCUGGCCUUCAUUCCAUCAAGGCCACCACCAACCCAAAGACCAAGCUCACUGCCCUGGAGUUGAUUCUGACUGGGGGUCUUGAACAGCUGACCUUAUGGAGCUGCCACCAAGGCUUACUCAAGGCCACCACACUGCACCAAAAACCUUGUAAUGUGUGGCUCCUACCUCCUGCCCCAUACUAGGGUCACAUGGAAGCCCCUGCAGUUUCAUGACCUGAGGGGCCCCGGGGGGCGGCCAUGGUGAACUCAGCAUGUCCCUCCCCACCCUGCUUCCCAAGCCAUCCCCAUCUUUACGUGGGCUUCACCUCACCUCCGGGUCUGUCCAGUGGCCUUUGCCCCUGGGGCUGAUGUCCCCCCCAUUCACCAGCAUCAUGACCUUCGAGCUUGCCCCGGCCCUGGUCCUUCUCGCCCCUCACCCACCCUUGGUGCCAUACCUCCCGGGCUGGUUGUCCUGCCCCAGUGCCCUGGGCAGGGUAGCAACGGUCUGGGAGCUCACUGGGCAAAGGGACUAUUGAAAUAGGACCUGACGUCAGGGCCAUCUCAGGAGUGGACGGUAGACGUGUUUUCUGACACCUGCCUCUGUAGGCUCGUGGGUCGGGGUGGGGAGUGGGGGUGAGGCUCCCCUCCCUGACACAUUCCGAGGCCUGGGUGUCCCUCUCAGGCUGGUGGCCAGCUGGGCUGCUGGGAUUAAUUUUUUUUCCCUCUUAAGUAAUUUAUUUUAUUCUUGUAUGUUGUUGAAUACGGACGCAGCAGAAACAAA
Echinops telfairi (small Madagascar hedgehog) is the source of this 1887-nucleotide messenger RNA. RefSeq names its product ST6 N-acetylgalactosaminide alpha-2,6-sialyltransferase 4 (gene ST6GALNAC4). Gene Ontology annotation, biological process: ganglioside biosynthetic process; oligosaccharide metabolic process. Gene Ontology annotation, molecular function: alpha-N-acetylgalactosaminide alpha-2,6-sialyltransferase activity. NCBI's taxonomy places the organism in Eukaryota, Metazoa, Chordata, Mammalia, Afrosoricida, Tenrecidae. The coding region runs from base 262 to 1104 and encodes 280 amino acids. The transcript has 4 exons. The record is from RefSeq and is a predicted model, not a curated record.